AUGCUAGUAUCCUACGCUGCUACUAAUGCUACUAUUGGUUCUACUGCUGCUAAUAGUAGUGGUACCGCUCCCCAAGUCGCGUCUCCAGCUGUCGUAACUCCUAGUCCGCGAGGGAAUGCCGGCGCCUCGGGUGCUGCUACUAACUUUUUCGCCAUGCAUCGCCUCCCCAGCCCGGCUGCUCCGCUGCCUGCCCCUAAGUCCGCCACGUCAUCGGCUACCUCCAAGACAGCAGGUCCUGUCCAGCUAGGCCUAGACAUCCAGAGCCCGCGGGGAGUGGCGGCGCUCGGAAGCUUCCAGAGUCCGCGCGGGCGGAAGAAGCCGUCCGCCGCGCAGCCGUUGCGCACCCCCAGCGCAUUGGCGCGGCUCCCCCUCCCCGCAUCUUCCGCCGCCGCCUCCUUCGCAGCCUCCGCCCCUCCCGUCCCCUCCGCCGCUUCCGCCUCCUCCGCCUACUCUAUCCCCGUCGGCGCAUCUUCCAUCUCCCCCUCCACCCGUUCCGCCUCCCCCUCCGCGGCUUCCGCGUCCCCCGCGGCGCAUUCCCCCGGCACCAACCAACCCGCGGAAAACCCCUCCAGAAAUGCUUCCCCGCGAACCGGCGGCGGCGCUACGCCCGCGCAGGUGGCGCAGGUCGGUUCCGCCACUCCCUCCCCCGCCGCUACGCCCACCGCUGCCGGCGCUGGCGGAGUCCCCGGCGCUUCGCCGACUGCGGAGACCGCGGCGGAGGCGGUUCCCCUUCCGCUGCCAGCGAGUGGCGAGAUCGCCGCGCGAGCAGCUGCUGGGGGGAGCGCGCAACCCGCGAGCCCCGCGGGUGGCGCGGGCACGGGGGGCGCGGGGAGCGCGGGGGGCGCGCGGGCUGUGUUUCCGCCUUCCCCCAGCGCCGCCCCCUUGGGUGUGAGUGAGUGGGGAGUAGGCGGAGGGGGGGAGAGAAAUGUGGGGUCGUUAGGGAGGCGUCGGGAAGAGGGGGUGCAGCAGAUGGCGUGGGGGUUUGCGGAGGAGGGUAGAAUCGGCGAGGGCGGGUUCGGCGUGGUGUACAAGGGGAAUUUACCCACGAAAAGCGGGCGCAAGAUUCCUGUGGCUGUGAAAGUGCUGAAUGCGGAAGGGCAGCAGGGCGAGCGCGAGUGGUUGACUGAAGUCAGCGUGUUGACCCAUCUCAUCUCUCCCACCCCAACCUCGUCUCUCUCGUGGGUUACUGCGCGCGCCACCACCACCGCAUGCUCCUCUACCCCUCUCUUCUCUUACCCAAACCCCCCGGCCUCUCUUCCCCUUCCCAUGUCCCCCUCUCCUGCUCCCCGUCUCCCCGUCUCCUCCUCUUACUAA
Molecule: messenger RNA, 1314 nt
Organism: Closterium sp. NIES-65
Lineage: Eukaryota; Viridiplantae; Streptophyta; Zygnematophyceae; Desmidiales; Closteriaceae
Source: the annotation of a GenBank genome assembly